AUGAUGGUGUACUUCCUCUCAGACAGCGCAUCAGGCACACAUCCCAACCAACUGGUUUGGAUUUCUUGUCUUUCGAGCAUGACGGACGCAAAAUCAGCUUUAUCAGAGCAGGUAGGCCUAAUAAAAACAGUAACAGUUGACAUACUAAUUGUAAAAGUUGCAGAAGUAGCCACAUUUUGAAAUAUGUCCUCUCAAACAGGACAUUCAAAAGAAAAUAGAGGAAACAAGACACAUAUUCCGGAUCGAAUAUGCACAAGGUGAGCGCUCUGCUUUCUACUGGUAGUCCUGGAACAGCUGUUUGUGUAUAGAGUAGGCUAAAGUAGGAUUGCGCAACAACAACAAAAAUGUAUCCUGAGAACACUGAAAUCCAUGUGCAUUUACACCCUUUGAAGUGUAUAUUAACCCAGGUGUGUGUUGUGCAGUAUAUGCCUCUUUUGAUGCUCCAUAGUUGUCCAUACCAAUCACAAGUCGAGUAUUUUAACCUGAAACUAUCACUUUUUUUUUUAAAGACAGAAGCAGCUCAACUGAAUUCAAUGUACCACACAAACGCACAGCGUAAUAAUACUGUGUGUCAUACAUUUUCCAACAGACUCAGCAGACAAGUAUGACUCAAGGGACGUGGACAGGUUAUGGAAGGACGAUGUUUUGGUUGACGGUUAUCUGGAAUGGCGACACUAUGUGGUGGAGGACAGCUUGAAGAUGAUCGACGAGAGUCUUCAGUGGAGAAAAGAAUUCAAACUGAAUGGUGGGUUGACCUUUGCAUUUACAGGGACUUGAUGUCAACCAGUACCGUUGUCCAAUACUGUAUAGCUGUAAUAACGAACAUAUAGCUCCAACAAAGAACAGUAGAAUAGUUGGCUAGGUUAUUGUGCAUUCUGCAAAUUGCUGACAUACUUCCACUGGUUGAACAUGAUGGUGUUGAUAAGAUGUUUCCUGCUUUGAGAUGUAUUUAUGUAAUGAAUAGCGCUAUAUAAGUAUAAUAUAUAAGAAUGAUGUAUUAUUAUUAUUAUUAUUACUAUUAUAGACAGCAGUGAUAGUCCGGUUUGAUUAAUUUAUGAAUAUCCCUCCUUUAUCUUCCAGACAUCAAUGAAAGCUCUGUUCAAAAGUCUCUUUUUGAGUCAGGCAUGCAUUAUCUCCAUGGCUACGAUAAAGAGGGCAACAAACUGUGUAGGUUUUUGUGUUCUCUUUCCCAACAUAUGUGCUGACAAUCAAGAAGGUUCUGUUGUGAAAAUGUUUUUUCUGAGAUACCUCAUUUAUAGCCACCCUCAUCAUUUUAUCUCUUGUAAAAGCCUCAUCCUCACUUUGGGGUGCUGUGAUCAUUUUCUAUGCAUCUCACUAUUCAGAUUGUAGUUUCCUGAUUUAGGUGCACACACAACUCAAGUUAGGAUUGGGAUUGGCAAUCUUGCGUUUUUGUAUGGUGGAUUAGUUGGUAUUUUUGAGCUAUUUGGGUCUCUGCCUCGAAGGCCACUGAGCUUUAACCGUAUGUUGUCUGCCAAGUCUGGUUCAGGGUUAAGCUGCACGUGAAGGAUGUGAAGAUGUUGACAGAGAAGAAGAGGUACGUGGCCUUCUGGUUGGAGAGCUACGCCCGGCGGGAACCAGGGGUUCCCCUCACCGUGAUCUUUGACAUGUCCGAAGCAGGUCUAAGCUGCGUUGUAAGAUGUCCACUCUCUGCUCUCCUUUCAUUCCCCUCUAGAUGCUUUGUGGGAUUUGUGUUGUAGAAGUUGGUAAAAAUUCCCAAACAUUUUGUGUUAACAAGUCACUGAGUGGAUCUUUACACACUAAUGCUUGUCUUUGGUUUCCUUUUAAACUACCUUUGUGAAGACACACUAAGGUGAACCUGAACUAUCCUCACCUAUUCUCUGCUCAAGUAUGUGCUGUUGUUUACUUUCCAUAUUAUGUACAGUGCACUGUGCAUGACAAGCUCAAACAUGUAGUAGACGGCAAGCUCUGAAGAACUAGAUGCUGACUAUUAUAUGUAUUCUACUAUUUUUCUCUCUAAAUUGGUUUCUUAGGAGCAUAAGAUUGUAUAAACAGAAGCAGUCUUGAGUACAUUGAGACAAAGUAUUCUCUAUUGCCAAAUCUGGGUCAUGCCUUAGCUUGGGGCUCAAAUAUGGCAGGAGACAUACAGUACAGCUGUGUCCUUUCCAAACAGGUUUCCCCUCACAUACCGGGUUGAAAGAUGUAUUGGUUUAUUUGUUGAAAAUAUUUAUUUAAACAAUAGGAAUUCUCUCUCUUUUCUCUUGUAGGACAUGGAUUUGAUCAAAUAUAUAAUAAAUUGCUUCCAAGUGUAUUACCCUAGAUUGCUCUGUAAGUAUCUAUUUCUUCUGGUGUUCUUCCACCACAGGAGGCUGCUGAAGGGAGGACGGCUCAUAGUAAUGGCUGGAAUGGAGUCAAUGAAAUGGUAUCAAACACAUGUCUUCGAUACCAUUCCAUUGAUUCCAUUCCAGCCAUUACUAUGAGCUCGUCCUCCCCAAUUAAGGUGCCACCAGCCGCCUGUAGCUUCCACCUGGUGCAUUUGGUCCCAUAGUGUAAAAGGACUCAGUGAACCCAAUUGCAUGCCUUUGUUGCCUACAGAGAAUGUAAAAUGAAUCGUGUUAUGAUUUAUGUGUCCUAUUUAAUUUCAGCCAAAAUGCUCAUGUACGAGAUGCCAUGGAUCAUGAAUGGUGAGUCACUUAAAGAAGAAAAUGCUACGGUUCCACUCAAUGUCACUGCUGCAGUCAGUACUACUAACUACACUCCCCCCAUCUUCCCUUAUAGCGGCAUGGAAGAUAGUGAAGAACAUGCUCAGUCAAGACGCCAUCGACAAGCUGAAGUUUGUGUCCAAGAGUGACAUCCAGAACUACGUUGAUGGAGAGCACCUCCCGUCCUACAUGGGAGGAACUGUGUGUAACCUACCACUCAAUGGCCACAAUAACCCCCAUACAUACAAAUAUCUACUGUGCACAUAAGCACAUGCCGAUGUUAAAACAUCUGUGUAUGCCCAUUGGCUAACAUGACAACAUGCAUGCACGUUACUUUCAGCACAGUGCAUAUGAUGCACAUGACUGACAUAUUCAAGAGUCAUACAUCCAUGUUCUCAUGUAAAGCUGCUGUGUCUGUGCACACACACAUACUUGCAUGCAUAUAAACAACUCCCUCUGCUGGUAUCAUGCAUACAGUGCAUAAAGCAAUACUAUUUUGUAUACACACACCUUGCCAGAAUUCAUCACCAAUACGUUGAUAAAUAAUUGAUGUAUUACAAAUGCAUUGCAUUUACCUUGGAGUUAUUUUCACAUUUUCUCCUAGGAUCCAUUCAAAUUCAGUUACCCGCCUUUGCCUGAUGAUGUCUUCCAGAACCCCAUAUCAGAGACUGGACAAGAGGAUGACACUGAGUCAAAGGAUGAUGACCUGGAGGCCAAGGACACCCUGGAGCCGAGCUCUCCUUCACUCAGAACCAGAAAUGUUGUUCUUCAUUCCCCCUAUGACACCCCUUGGUUUUAACACUGAACUUUGUUACACUCUCGAAUGAUAUCAACAACAGGAAUAUUAGUGUCCUUGAGCUCAAUUUCUCUCUUUGUCUGAGGCAGGUAUACUUUGCAGAGGAUGGGGACAAUGAUGCAGCCAUCAGAUGGAAAGGAUCCCGUAGGUCAACCGUCACUUUUAAAGGCACCUUACUCUAUAUCAGGUUAGCUUUGGAAACUGUGUAUUUUCCCUGAUACAUACAGUAUAGUGUAAGCACUUCAAAAACUAAUUGAGUCACAUAGUUUCCAACCACAGACCUCACACUACCUUUUAAGGUUAUGAGUCCACUGUUUACACUGAGGCUGCUAGACAGAGAUGAUAUGUGGCUCCCACACUCUCACUCUCUUUUUCCAGUCCUGCUGAGGAGUUGUGCUUUGGCCCCAGAGAGAGUGAGAAGAGAUGUCUGAUCAUGCUCAAUAAUGUCACCAAAAACCAAGUGGCCUUCAAGGUCAGUUCUCAUGCUGCUCUUUCUAAGUGUGUGAAUGAAUCAUUACAAUGUACUUGUAUGAGAGCACCCUUGUUUGUGCGGCCUCAGGUGCGGACCACAGCCCCAGAGAAGUACAGGGUGAAGCCCAGCAGUAGCAGCUGUGGGGCGGGCACGAGUAUGGAAAUCACUGUGUACCUGCAUGGAGGUACUACAUAUCGUAGCCAUAAUUCUACCAUCUCCUCUGUCUCUUUGUAAUACAAACCCAUCAUUCAGGUUUUGAAAAGGUCAAGGACUGGCCCAUGUGGAAUUGUAGCUGUCCUCUAAUCGUUUGUGCUCGGAUUUCCUCCUCUCCAAUUGGCUCUCAGGUUCCCUGUGCUCUCCUCAGGACCGCUUCUUAAUCAUGGCUGCUGAGAUGGAGCCAAGUAGUGGUGGGGGGAAGCACAGACCUCGUCCAGUUCUGGAAGGACGUCCCAAAGGCUAAAAUAAUGGAGCACAGGUAGCACCAUACAUUGUACACACACAGAACACAACUCAAACCAGUUUUUAUGAGUAUUGGUUUGUUGACUGUCACCAAAGGCAACAAGGCCUCGAGGACGCAUAUUUAAGGACUGUUCACCAGUGGUCUUCUACUUUCUUUACCUACAGGCUGCGAUGUCGCAUGCUGGAGGGCAUGAAGUCGGCACUCAGCCCUGUGACUGACAGGUCUUACAAAAUGGAGACCAAUGGCUACCAAGACAUGCACACCAAGGUGAGUUGUGACCUCGGGCGACAGACUCUGACACACACCCUUAUUAUGCAAAUGUACAAUAGAACAAUUACAUAUUGACUAUUAUCUUUGCCUGCUGAAGUGCUUUUCAAUCUAUCAAGACCAUCUGAAGUCAGUGUGUGGUCUGAAAACGGUUCUUCACCUGGGUCGUGUUCCAUUUGGCAUGGAAGGGAAAACAUCUUCAAAUGUUUUGCAACUGAAGACAAAAAUGUGCAUUUCUUACGGGACAAGGGCAGGUAGUCCCACCCUGUUUUGGUCUGUUUUCUUCCAUUUGGCGCCUAAUGAAUAUGCCCUUGGUGCCCCCUGUUCCUCCCCCAGCUUGUUCAGUUGAUGGCCAGCAGCUCCAGGCUGGAACAGAAGAUGGACCGCUGCCUGCGGUGGCAGAAGCUAUUGACUGUACUGGUGACUGCGCUGACGGCCUUAGGCUUCUCUGCCCUCUACAUACAGUACACUGGGGAGUGGCCAUUUUUUAACUUUCCCACAGUGGAGGAAGAAGACAAAAGGACCAGUCACAGUGGAGUCAGGAUGAAAGUGGAUUUCUGAUUGGAGCAGAAAUAUGAGGAACUGCUCGCAAUCCACUCAAUGGCCUUUGGACACUGUGAAUACAAUCAUAUUUCCACACUAUCAGGUUGGAAUAAUACUGUGAAAUU
Molecule: messenger RNA, 5344 nt
Organism: Coregonus sp. 'balchen'
Lineage: Eukaryota; Metazoa; Chordata; Actinopteri; Salmoniformes; Salmonidae
Source: the annotation of a GenBank genome assembly